AUGUCCCUUUUCGGAACAUCGCCAGAAGAGCCCUCCGCGGCGGCCUCUGCCCAGAGGCCCAAGUCGUCCCUCUUCGCGGACGAAUCGAUCGGUGGCUCCUCGUCCCUCUUUGCGGAUGACACCGGUGACGACAGCUCCUCGUCGCCCUGGAACCCUCAGAAUAACACUGCGAAGCGCACUGCUCGGCGAGACCUCGUCCGGACAUUGCUCCCCGUUUCUGAUGUGCCCGAGAGCUACGUUGAUGCCUACGACCUCAUCCUGAACAGUGGAGAUAGGGUGGGAGCUGGUGUUGGCCUUACCUCGAUCCGAGAGCUUUUGUCUAGCAGUGGACUGAGCGCAUCGGACCAAGGAAAGAUCCUGAACCUUGUGGUCUCUGGCGACCAUGAGACCUCCGCUGGAUUGGGUCGCGGCGAGUUCAAUGUGUUGCUAGCACUGAUUGGACUUGCGCAGCUAGGAGAAGACCUAUCUUUUGACUCGGUCGAUGACCAUCGCAAGAGACUCCCACAGCCGAAUAGCGGUUUCCUCGACCGACUACGAACAGCGAACGAUUCCCAUUCCAGCGGUGCAUUUGAAAGGCCCGUCACACCCCCGGCACAGCCAUCUCCAAUCCAAGAACCCAAUUCCGCACGGUCUCGCCGUUCGCGACGGGAGUCGCUAGGCGGCCUAGACUCGGAUCCUUGGGGCAGUCCGGAGUUACAUCGAAACCACAAUCACGAAACGCUAGCUUCUGAUCAACGGAUUGUAAAUGGCUACGGGAGUAUGCGCUCUACGACGAACGCUUGGUCAACAUCUAGGACGGUUGAAGAGACGAGCCAGAGCCAGAAUGAGAUUCCCCAGCAGGGUCGUAGCAUCGUCCCAGCUGAGACAGUGACGGCACCACCACCACCCAGCAGUUCAGGAUCCGGAUGGGGAGGCAACAUUGGAACUACACCCGACGAGGGUGGAUUUGUGGGAGCCCCGCGCCCGAGUCUCGGUGGCUUUGCGCCAUCCGGCGAUGAACCUGGCGAUAUUGCACCUCGGCGUCGGUCAAUGGGUAUCACCCGCACUACGAACCCCCAGGUAGCAGAGACGGUCACAAUCACCCUUCUCCCCGAGAAAGAAGGAAUGUUCAUGUUCCAGCAUCGGAAUUACGAGGUCAAGUCUGCACGACGAGGCAGCACCGUCGUCCGUCGAUACAGUGACUUUGUCUGGCUGCUGGAUUGCCUGCAAAAGCGAUUCCCGUUCCGACAAUUGCCCCUUCUUCCCCCGAAGCGGGUUUCAGUGAAUGGUACUCACCUAUCAGCCGAUUCAAAUUCUUUUCUGGAGAAGCGGCGCCGUGGACUUAUUAGAUUUACCAAUUCCCUCGUUCGGCACCCGAUUCUUGGCCAGGAGCAACUGGUGGUCAUGUUCCUGACUGUUCCUACCGAACUUUCGGUAUGGCGUAAACAGGCAACGGUCUCGGUCCAGGACGAAUUCGAAGGCCGGACCCUCCCACCUGACCUCGAGGAUUCAUUGCCCGCCGAUCUUCACGAUACCUUCGAGACCGUCCGCAGCGGUGUGAAACGCUCUGCUGAGAUCUAUAUAAACCUGUGUACCCUGCUCGAGCGAUUGGCCAAGCGGAACGAUGGUCUUGCGGCUGAUCACCUGCGAUUUUCCUUGGCUUUACAGUCUCUGACCGAGGUGACCAAGGAUACGUACGCCGUCGACACUAACGAUAUCCCAGGCCUGAACACUGGUAUUACCGCCACUGCUCGACACCUGUCAGCCAGCCAAAGUUUGUUGGAAGAUGAGGCCCGGGCCUGGACCGACGGGGUGUUGGAAGACCUCAAGGCCCAGCGAGAUUGUCUAGUCAGCGUACGCGAGAUGUUUGAUCGGCGGGAUCGGUUGGCGCGGAACAAUAUCCCACAACUGGAGCGGCGUAUUGAGACCAAUGAGCGCAAGCUGCAGGAAUUGCGGGCGCGGCCGUCGGGCACUGUGAAGCCUGGGGAGGCCGAGAAGGUGGAGGACUCCAUUUUCAAGGUACGUUGCACGCCCCACAAUGGCCAAUGCCACGACCCGUUCCGUGCGAAAAUACUAAUCCCGGUCAUCGUGCAGGAUAAAGAGUCGAUCGUGCAGCAGCACGCGCGGGGGGUGUUCAUCAAAGAGUGCAUUCGUGAUGAACUCACCCACUUCCAACAGAGCCAGUACCACAUCAGCCGUCUGCACCAGGACUGGAGUCAGGAGCGAGUCAAGUACUCCGAGUUGCAGGCGGACAAUUGGCGACGACUGAGCGAUGAGAUUGAGGGGAUGCCGACGGGAGAGUAG
Penicillium cataractarum is the source of this 2283-nucleotide messenger RNA. RefSeq names its product sorting nexin Mvp1 (gene mvp1). Gene Ontology annotation, biological process: protein targeting to vacuole; retrograde transport, endosome to Golgi. The record is from RefSeq and is a predicted model, not a curated record. The coding region runs from base 1 to 2283 and encodes 760 amino acids. Gene Ontology annotation, cellular component: endosome. Gene Ontology annotation, molecular function: phosphatidylinositol-3-phosphate binding. NCBI's taxonomy places the organism in Eukaryota, Fungi, Ascomycota, Eurotiomycetes, Eurotiales, Aspergillaceae. The transcript has 4 exons.